CUAGCGGCCACUUGCUGGGCGCUCACUUUAUCUUGCAGAAGGGCACUGGCGCGACCUCGGGCGUCAACGUGGUGACCAGCGACUCGCAGCACGCGGCCGAUGCAGCCCGAGGUGCAGUUAUCGACCAGCCAUGUGAGAAGUUGGCAUGGGGGACUGCCCCACUCGCGAUGGAGGUGGCACACGAGAGGCAGCUCAACAUCAGGCAUACCAAGAGCAACGAGUUCGAUCCUUCGAACCAGCUGGCGGAUGCAUUAGCCAAGAGGGCCAGCGAAUCUCAGCAGCCACGCACAAUACUCCGGGGUCACCGAAUAUACCAGAAGGCACAGGAGUGGGAGUUCAUGCUUUAUGAUCAUGAAUCGCAGGGAAAGGCUGCCAACAGGAAGAGGCAUCAUGGCGACAGCGUCGAGCAGCAGCCACUGAAAGGGGAGAGGCCGGAGAUCUUGAGGUUGAACCUUGCGGAUUUGUCGGCGCUGCUGGUAGGCAUCCAGGAGGCGAGAGGUAGCGGAGGGCGCGCGUUUGCAGACGGAUGCAUCCACGUCCGCGGCCCAGUUGACGAAGGCGGUGACGGAUGUGGUUUGUUCAUCGCCACUUUCAUUUCAUACGGCCUAGUUGAGUCUCGCGAGCUCUACAUUGCCGACGGACACGUGAGGGUGCUUGGGAAGACGCCGACCGUUCUCGUCAUCAUGAUCAGUGCGCCAUACCUGGACCUGUCACUCACCACGUUGCUUGCAGACGCUAGCGGCCAGAUAAGCACUGACCUUGCCGACGACCGCGACAUCGGCCACAACCGGCCAGCGAAGAGGAGCGACCCCAACGGCAAGCAGUUAGCGGAGAUGGCGUAUGAAGUGGGCAUCACACUGGUCAAUGCAUACUAUGAUGCGGGCCCCACCUUGCGGAGUUCCAAGGGCGACGACAAGCGCAUCGACUAUGCCGGGCUAACCCAGCCGUUGGUCACGGCGGGCCAGGAGUCCGACCCCAUUCAAGGUCGACCUCAGCAAUCCUUUGACAAGAGCAGGUUCGAGAACGCUGAGUCUCAGAGCGCCUACUGGAGCAAUCUCAGUAUGAGGACGACCGAAUGGAACAUCGCCGUCAACGACCACUACGAGAACAUGGAUCAGGACAUCCACGCGGCAGCGGGAGCAGUCUUCAAUAAAGAUUUUACAACGCCGCUAAAGGAGCGCAUCAGCACCAGCACCGCGUGGCUCAGUAG
This is a messenger RNA of Prorocentrum cordatum, 1210 nucleotides long. The record is from the annotation of a GenBank genome assembly. NCBI's taxonomy places the organism in Eukaryota, Dinophyceae, Prorocentrales, Prorocentraceae.